AUGCAAGGAGGCCGUGUAUGGUGCGCAAAGGUAUUGCAAGAAAUUAACAAGGCGAAGGCGCGAGCGAACAUCAUGCACACAGUUUGUCAUGACCGACACAACCUACGAUUUCCUGUGACGGAGUUUAACAGACCGCACGAAGGUAUUAUUGGCAGGCAAUAUCAUGUACACUUGAUAAAUAGGACUUGCGACUGUGGGAGGUUGGACGCACUUCGUUAUCCAUAUGGUUAUGUAAUUGCAGCUUGUCAGAAUCUCCGUCUAAAUCCCAUGAGCUACGUCGAUGAAGUGUACAAACUAGAAACCAUGUACAACGUGUGGAGACACGUAUUCCCACCUAUCCCAGAUGAACGUAAUUGGCCGUUUGUCUCGCUUACUCUGUUUAAGCUGCUACCGGAUAGAGAAUUGCGUUGCAAACCAAAAGGUCGACCUUGCUCGACUAGAAUACGUACCAAUAUGGAUAUCCGAGAAACAAUAAAUAAUCAGAAGUUGUGUAGAUGGUGUAGGAACCCAGGCCAUACAAGUAGAUCAUGUCCAAAUCGAAAUAGUUGA
Messenger RNA from Gossypium arboreum, 549 nucleotides. RefSeq lists its product as uncharacterized. NCBI's taxonomy places the organism in Eukaryota, Viridiplantae, Streptophyta, Magnoliopsida, Malvales, Malvaceae. The transcript has a single exon. The coding region runs from base 1 to 549 and encodes 182 amino acids. The record is from RefSeq and is a predicted model, not a curated record.